AUGGGUCUCUGGCUCCAGCUAUUUGCAUUUGAUGUUAUUGGCGAAGUGACCUUUUCACAGCGCUUCGGCUUGAUGGACAUUGGCAAGGAAUCGGAUGUCAUUAAGCAAAUCAAAAACGUCUUGAAAUCGACAUCGUGGGUCGGACAGGUGCCAUACAUCUACAAGAUCCACCAACUGCUAAGUCCAAUCGUUGGGAACAGGCUCUCCCUCACAGCAAGGAACGGAAGUCUCCGUCAGUUCACAGCGGAUCAGGUACAGUCCAGGGUAUUGCGUGGAAGCGAUCAUCGGGAUAUGUUGGGAAGAUUCCUAGAGAUCAACAAAGCUAAGCCGAUUGACUUUGAUGAAGCUGCUCUUCUUUCAAUGACUGCAAGCAAUGUAGCGGCAGGUAGUGAUACUACUGCAAUAUCGCUCCGGUCCAUGUUAUAUUACCUACUUAAGGGCUCCAGGUGUAUGCAAAAGCUUGUAACAGAAAUCGAAAAGACGACAGAGGGAAUGCCGCCAUACUCAGUAGUGACCUAUGAGCAAGCUACUGCGAUGCCAUAUCUCCAAGCUGUGAUGAAUGAGGCAAUGCGAAUCCACUCUAUCGUUGGCCACAGCAUGCAACGAGUUGUUCCUAGGGAAGGCAUUCAGAUUGGACAAUACUACAUCCCAAGCGAAGUCAUAAUAGGUACAAGCCCUUACGUACUCGGUCGAUCCGAAGGCAUUUAUGGACCUGACGCCAAAACUUUUCGCCCGGAGAGAUGGCUUGAGGAUGGAAAGAAAUAUGAUCUUUGUUAUCUUGCUUUUGGAGGUGCUUCAAGAUUGUGCAUCGGUAAAAGUAAUGGAAACCCUCUAGAUGAAGGCGCUUUUGGAAAUGACUAA
Exophiala aquamarina CBS 119918 is the source of this 861-nucleotide messenger RNA. RefSeq lists its product as uncharacterized. The record is from RefSeq and is a predicted model, not a curated record. The transcript is spliced from 4 exons. Gene Ontology annotation, molecular function: heme binding; monooxygenase activity; iron ion binding. Bases 1 to 861 code for a protein of 286 amino acids. NCBI's taxonomy places the organism in Eukaryota, Fungi, Ascomycota, Eurotiomycetes, Chaetothyriales, Herpotrichiellaceae.